Xyrauchen texanus (razorback sucker) is the source of this 923-nucleotide messenger RNA. RefSeq names its product exosome component 6 (gene exosc6). Lineage: Eukaryota; Metazoa; Chordata; Actinopteri; Cypriniformes; Catostomidae. Gene Ontology annotation, cellular component: nuclear exosome (RNase complex); nucleolus; cytoplasmic exosome (RNase complex). The coding region runs from base 53 to 865 and encodes 270 amino acids. Gene Ontology annotation, biological process: rRNA catabolic process; nuclear mRNA surveillance; U4 snRNA 3'-end processing. The transcript has a single exon. The record is from RefSeq and is a predicted model, not a curated record.
CAAGAUCGCCCCUGAAAAGUCAUCUUCUCAUAAACACGUGGGUUUAUUGAAAAUGCCGGUUGACACCAAACGUAUCCGUGGACCAGAGGAAUCGCAAUCCCCGCUGCUCUUUCUUUCUCCAAACAAAAUCCCCGAAGCAGGCAGCAGGCAGGGCUCCCGAGGGAAUGGCGAUGUCCGGCCAGUGUUUGUGCGCUGUGGGCUCAUCAGUCAGGCGAAGGGCUCAGCUUACCUCGAGGCUGGCAACACUAAGAUCAUAUGUUCGGUGUACGGCCCACGAGAAAUUGAACGCAAAGACGAAACAGACAUGAAAACCGGUCGCCUUAUUUGCGACUUCAGGCUUGCGCCGUUUUCCUGCAUUAAACGGGGCGCCUGGAUUCAGGGCAGCGAGGAGAGAGACCUGUCCGCCACUCUGCUCGAGAGCUUACAGCCAGGUGUCUGUCUGCACAGAUACCCACGCUCUCAGAUCGAAGUUAACAUCAUGGUUUUGGAGAAUGACGGCUCGAUUCUCGCACAUUCAGUCACAUGCGCCUCUAUGGCGCUGGCGGAUGCUGGUAUUGAAAUGUACGAUGUGGUGUUGGGUAGUGCGCUACGGCAGAAUGGAGACUGUUGUCUCGUUGACCCAUCAUACACAGAAGAGUGUGGGAACUGGCAGGAGGGAUACGGGGAGAAUCAGGGAUGUGUCACCGUGGCUCUUCUUCCAAAUCUGAAUCAAGUGUCUGGUCUGAAUGCGGACGGAGAGAUGCGGGGAGACACACUUGCAGGUGCUGUGAGAACAUGCAUGGACGGUUGCCACAAACUCUACCCGGUAGUACAGCAAGCUCUGAUACGAGCUGUGAAGAGAAAAGCUCCACCACCUGAGAAAUAGACUAUGCUUGUCAUGGCUCGUUUUUUGUACUAUUUCUGUUUCAUUUGUUUGUGUAAAC